AUGCCAUUAGCUCAUUUCUUCAUUUCCAAGAAUCGCAAGGUCAACUUUGAAAUCAGCAUCUUAAUACGCGAUCUUAAGAAUGUACCGUUAGUCAGUGGCCUUUACCAUAUACGGUGGCGAAUGAAGCAUGCAUCUCACACAAACGGAUCUACUCAGAGGGCACCUAUAAAAGAUCAUAGUAUUUACUGGAAUCAUCCUAUAAGCACUAUGGUACAAUUGGUUAUUGAUAAACACCAUGUCCUGAGCCCAUGCGAGUUUAAACUCGAGAUCUACCAAGAGAUCGGGAGUGGUAAAGACGCAGAGAUGAUUGGAAGUCUCACUGUCAAUUUAGCCGAAUAUGCCACCACUGGUCUAACCACUCGCCGCUACCUUCUUGAGCAAUGUAAAUUCAACUCCACUCUCAAGCUUUCUAUACAAAUGACGCAGAAAUCAGACGUUGACACAGAGUUCGUGGCGCCGCCGUUACGGAAACAGCAGAUAUUUACUGAUAUACCGACUAUGAUCAAUAAAGAUGAAAAGCAGAGAUCAAUGGUGUUUUACGAAAAUAAAAUAGCACGGCCUUCACGCCCACCUCCACCUACUCUCAAAAAAUCACAUUCUGCAAUGUCCCUUCCCCGUUUCUGUAGGCAGACCGAAUUUCAGAAUGAUACUGAAGAGCAAUCCCCGACCGACCUCGUUGAGCAACUGUUUAUGGGAAAGCAACCCGACAUCAAUGCAUUUUCUUAG
This is a messenger RNA of Phycomyces blakesleeanus NRRL 1555(-), 726 nucleotides long. RefSeq lists its product as hypothetical. Bases 1 to 726 code for a protein of 241 amino acids. The record is from RefSeq and is a predicted model, not a curated record. NCBI's taxonomy places the organism in Eukaryota, Fungi, Mucoromycota, Mucoromycetes, Mucorales, Phycomycetaceae. The transcript has 6 exons.